UGAAUGAAUGAAUGAUUGAUUGAAUGCAUUACCAUUUGAGUGAACCAUUGAUUGGUGACAUUCAUGUGAUUUCAUACUAAAUAAUAAUAAUAAUAAUACAGUAAUAACUUGAAUGUAAUGUCUGUAUAAAUAAAUAAUUAAUUAACUGAUUGUUUGGAUCAAUCAAUCAAUGAACUAAUCCGAUGACUGUACACAAUCAUUAUCUCUCUCUCUAUAACUCUUUGUAAAAAAACCAAACCAUCAUUUGGUUGGACCAAUUGAUUGAUUUUUUGAUUGCCAUCGCUUGAAACACACAGACAAACACACAAACUUCUUGAGCAGAAUGUUCUGGCAGUUUGACAACGGAUUUGUCUCACAGAUCGGAACCAUACUCGACAAAGAGAAUGUCACUCUUCAGGAGCUUAUGGAUGAAGACGAUAUUCUUCAAGAGUGCAAAGCGCAGACCCAGAAGCUCAUUGAUUUUCUAACUCGUCCGCCAAUAAUUGACGAAAUGAUAAAUUUGAUAACAAAUGAGCCGCCAGUCUCUUUGGAUCAACGGUUACGAUUCAAAUACGCUAACAUUGCCUGCGAGAUACUGACCACCGAUGUGAUGGCCAUUGCCGAUGCCUUAGUUGCCGACGACCAGAUGCUCAACAAAUUGUAUAACUUUAUCGAUACAGACCGCCCAUUGAAUCCAUUGAUGGCCAGCUUUUUUAGUAAAGUCAUGGGUGUGUUGUUUGUUAAGAAAACCGAUUUUGUGUUUGACUUUCUAAAGUCUAAAGACUUGAUUAGUUUAUUAUUGACUCAUAUUGAGACGUCGGCGGUCAUGGAUCUGAUUCUUAAGCUUAUCAUUAGUGUCGAUAAUUUGGAUCUCAGAAACAUUAUUAUUAAAUGGCUUCACGAUAAUGAACUGAUACCGAAACUGUUGGCCAUAUUUAAGACGAAUUGUUCGUCACAAAAGCAUAUAAAUGCCGCUCAACUGAUUUGUGACAUAAUUAAGAUAACCCGUGAACACCAAUCGCAAUAUCAGGACAAUGUGGACAAUGACCUGCUUUUAGAUACACUCGAAUCUACCGAUACAGUGGCCGCACUACUGGACAACAUUAUAAGCUGUCGGACAGAGAGUAGUCUUGUUAGUGGCCUUACAAUUAUCCAAUCACUUCUUGAAUACAAACGGCACUGUAUGAAUAUCAAUAUACAACAACACAUAAUGAGUCCACAGAACAAUAUAAACGAGUCUUCAGCCGAAUUCGAAGGAAUGCCCCAAUGUUUUAGUCAACAAAUGGCCAACAGAGUCGACGGCUGCGGCCAACCGACUGCUUUGGACACCGAGAGAUUAGCCAAAAGUAUUAGACAAGUAGAGGCAGCUAUACUACCGCGAUUGGAAGCGUUUUCGGACCUAUUAGAGAAUCCACCGAAACAGCAACCAAUUCAGACCACUGUCGGUCUCAUUGAGAAGCCAUUGGGCGCCAUACGUCUCGAAGUCGCUCAUCUGAUCACAGCUCUUCUGAGCACUAAUGAUGAGUCAAUCAGAGAGAAAUUGGCGCAAAUGAAUACAUUGCCGAUACUUAUUAACUUAUUCUUCGAGUAUCAGUGGAAUAAUUUUCUUCACAAACAAGUUGAACAAUCAAUCGCUUGUAUACUAAAUAACAACAAUAAUAAUAAUAAUUGUAAAUCCGGUUCAAAUAGCAACUGUUCCACUCAAUCGGCUGGUGAUGAGCCAAUGUCUUCGACGCCGAUCAUUGAAUCUUCUUCUUUAGUCAUACAACUGUUAACUCAGUGCCAACUCAUUGAUCGAUUAUGUGAUGUGUUUGACGAGAAAAAUAGUAAUACAACAAACAGUAGUUAUAAUGAAUCGGUAGAACCGAAUGCUAGUAGUUAUAAACCGAAACCGGGAUAUAUGGGACACUUAGUAAUUAUUGCAAAUCUAAUUAAAGACAAAUGUGACGACCAGUGUCUGCAAAAAUAUUUGUCGGCCGAAGUGUUUGAUAAGUGGAAGAGUUUUGUUGAUCAGACAUUAGAUAAGAUUAACAAAAUUCAUAGCACACCGCUUGUCAAUGAAAUGCCUAAUAUGCCGAUGGAUGAAGAAUCUCGUCGACAACAGGACACUACACUUCAACAGGUAUUUAUGGACUAUCAGAUGCAGCAAAUGACAAGAAAUCUUUGCCAACAGAUUACGUUUUCAGCCAAUGAGUUCACCGAAUUGAAUGACAACAUUCCCAAUCAAAUUGAUUCAUUUACAAGAAUUAAUUUUAAUUUUGACACUCAUUUGCAACAAAAAGACAAGAGCUUACAGUUUGAAAAAAUAUGCGCCGAAAGAGCAAAAGAUAGUAUCGACACAAACAGUAGCGAUGAAGAAGAUCUCUGGGAAGAUAGAGACCAGUCAUUCAAUAAUCGUACCAUGAAUUCGGAGCCCAAGAAGUCUGUCUCUCUAUUGAACGACGAAGCCUUUGGUUUUAAUUCUUCCAAUAAUCGAUACUUUAAUCCCAUGGAUGUCGACCAAAGUGAUCCCUGGUCUGAUAGUGCAAAUAGUGGCCCAGUAGCUAUGGAAACAUCAAACCCCUGGGAGGGUAGUUCGAGUGGUUCACAAGUAUUGCCGACCAGUACGUCGGGGGCGGCGUCUUCGAACAUAGAGGCCGACUCGUGGGCCGAUUUUAGUGGCUUUUCAAACAAUAAUGAUUUCAAUUCUAACGAGUUUAGCUCAUCAAUGAUAAGCACAUCCACGACCAACACCACUACCGCUAGACAUACAUCAACAGAAUCGUCGUUGUCAUCACAUUCAACGACCGCAUUUGCUGAGAGUACGUCCUGCGAACCAUCGACAGCAACAGUGUUAUCAUCAUCGGAAGCGGCGGCAGACUUUGGCGGCCCGAAACCACCGGCGACGAUGACUACGACCAUUAACUCAUCAUCACAAGCAACUGUGGCAACAUAUGCUUCGGCGGUCAACAAUUCGCUGGUGACAGCAGACCAGGAAAAUGCGGUCACUUCUUCUACAAGUGAUUUAUACAUAGCUAACGGUCCCAAUUCGUAAACAACAACAACAACAACAAAAUAAUUAAAUUUAUAUAUAAUUGUUUUUAUUAUUUUUCUUUUUUUGUUGAAAUCAUUGUUUUUAGCGGUGAUACUAAAUAUUUUGAACAAUUCAAACCAAUGCUUGUUAUUUAUAUGUAUAUAUAUUGUGUAUAUAUAUAUAU
This is a messenger RNA of Oppia nitens, 3176 nucleotides long. RefSeq names its product serine/threonine-protein phosphatase 6 regulatory subunit 3-like (gene fmt). Gene Ontology annotation, molecular function: protein phosphatase regulator activity; protein phosphatase binding. Gene Ontology annotation, cellular component: nucleus; cytosol. The record is from RefSeq and is a predicted model, not a curated record. Lineage: Eukaryota; Metazoa; Arthropoda; Arachnida; Sarcoptiformes; Oppiidae. The transcript is spliced from 11 exons. Bases 323 to 3013 code for a protein of 896 amino acids.